This is a messenger RNA of Entamoeba invadens IP1, 543 nucleotides long. RefSeq lists its product as hypothetical. Lineage: Eukaryota; Evosea; Mastigamoebida; Endamoebidae. The coding region runs from base 1 to 543 and encodes 180 amino acids. The transcript has a single exon. The record is from RefSeq and is a predicted model, not a curated record.
AUGGGCAUUUUUGCAAACACAGCGACCGACGACGACAUCAAGUUUCUCCGCGACAAUAUUCACAUCAUCAACAACUGGACGGAGCUCCGAUGUAAAGAGAUAUUAGUCGACAGCAAGAGUGACUUCUAUGUGAAGAGCAAAUCGUAUGUUCUGUCCAAUUACAUCUAUGGCAAACGGAACAUUGCAUUCUUGCUGAUGACUGAAACGAAUUGCUUUGGCUUUUUUACAUCAUCUGGGCUUCAGGUUUAUACCCCAUCGAAGACUAUAAUCAAGAGAGGGACUGAGUUCUUUUCAUUUUUAAUAAGUCGAGACGACAACAUUUCUCCAAAGAUCUCAGAGUUGUUACCUGGCCGUACUGAAGUUGUUUCAAUAAACUCCCCAGACGACCAAACUGUGAUAUUUAACAUUAUCGAUGGGAUGACUUUAUAUAGUUCAAUGGAUGCCGUCUUCACUCCAACGUUCCAUCAGAUAUAUGGAUGUACUAAUUUGGACACACACAACAAAAUACACGUCUCAAGACUCUUUAUCCUUCGCUUCGAGUGA